AUGAUUACCAUACCAAACUGCGGUGGACAAAAUAUUACAGAAUUCUACGCUAGUUCACGCCGAUCGUCCUUGUAUAAAACGUUGCGAGUUCGAUCGCAAUCCAUCAGUUACACGAGAGAUGGUCGUGUAUUAAUCAAUGGAGAAUUGUUAAGAAAAUCAAUUCCAAAUGAAAAAUGGGGUGAACUAAUUAGAGGAAGCAUUAAAUUUACAGUUUUUGAACAAUAUCGACUUACUUCAAGUCUGAGUGAAGGCAAUCUUCAUCAAGCAAAAUAUUUAGUCGCAGGCUCAUUUGGACAAACAGAACUUGUAGAAAGCAGAUUAGAAAAAAAUAUUGGCAGAAAUUCAGCCGAUCAAUCUGGUGAUAAAGUCGCAGAUGCACAACCGAAAAAGCAGAAGAAAAAUGCAAAAGUUAAUGAGAAGAAUUUUAGCGAACAAAAUCGACAUGAAAAUCAGACAUUGCACUAA
Molecule: messenger RNA, 465 nt
Organism: Dracunculus medinensis (Guinea worm)
Lineage: Eukaryota; Metazoa; Nematoda; Chromadorea; Rhabditida; Dracunculidae
Source: the annotation of a GenBank genome assembly